Loxodonta africana (African savanna elephant) is the source of this 1078-nucleotide messenger RNA. Its product is annotated as olfactory receptor 11G2-like. The record is from RefSeq and is a predicted model, not a curated record. Lineage: Eukaryota; Metazoa; Chordata; Mammalia; Proboscidea; Elephantidae. The transcript has a single exon. Gene Ontology annotation, cellular component: membrane. Bases 16 to 963 code for a protein of 315 amino acids. Gene Ontology annotation, biological process: G protein-coupled receptor signaling pathway. Gene Ontology annotation, molecular function: olfactory receptor activity; G protein-coupled receptor activity.
ACAGCUCACAAACACAUGAAAAUCUACAACACCCUCAACAACUCCAACAUCUUUACUGGCUUCAUCCUCUUGGGCUUCCCUUGCCCCAGGGAGGGUCAGAUCCUCCUCUUUGUGCUCUUCUCUAUUGUCUACCUCCUGACCCUCAUCGGGAAUGGUUCUAUCAUCUGUGCUGUGUGCUGGGAUCAAACAUUCCAUACUCCCAUGUACAUCCUUCUUGCCAACUUCUCCUUCCUCGAGAUCUGCUAUGUCACCUCCACUGUCCCCAACAUGUUGGCCACCUUCCUCUCUGAGACCAAAGUCAUCUCUUUCUCUGGGUGCUUUCUCCAAUUCUACUUUUUCUUCUCUCUGGGUUGUACAGAAUGCUUUUUCUUGGCGGUUAUGGCAUUUGAUCGAUACCUUGCAAUCUGCCAGCCUCUACACUAUCCAACCAUUAUGACUGGACAACUCUGCACCAAUUUUGUAGUCAAUUGCUGGGUGUUUGGUUUCCUCUGGUUCCUGAUUCCUAUUAUCAUCAUCUCCCAGAUGGCCUUCUGUGGAUCCAGGAUAAUUGAUCACUUCCUAUGUGACCCAGGUCCUCUUCUAGGACUCACUUGCAAAAGAGCUCCUGUGAUGGAGCUUGUCUUCUCCACCUUAACUCUUCUGCCCAUCAUUAUUCUCUUUCUCUUCAUCAUGGGGUCCUACUCUCUGGUCCUAAGAGCUGUACUAAGGGUCCUCUCAGCAGCUGGACAAAGAAAAGCCUUUUCCACCUGUGGGUCUCACCUGGCUGUGGUUUCACUUUUCUAUUGCUCAGUACUGGUCAUGUAUGGGAGUCCAACAUCUGAGCAUGAAGACAGAAUGCAGAAAAUUGUGACCCUGUUUUAUUCUGUUGUGACCCCUCUCCUUAACCCUGUGAUAUACAGUCUUAGGAACAAAGAUAUGAAAAGAUCCCUGCAGAAAUUUCUGAGAAUACAAAGAAAGUGCUAAUCAAAAAGAUUCUUGAGCAAUGUUAAACUCAUACGUAACCUCUUAUUUGGGUUAAAAAAAGAAAAACAGGUGUCAUUCAUAUACUUAUUCAUCCUAGUAUUGAUCCAAACCUUAA